Rubroshorea leprosula is the source of this 2634-nucleotide messenger RNA. Lineage: Eukaryota; Viridiplantae; Streptophyta; Magnoliopsida; Malvales; Dipterocarpaceae. The record is from the annotation of a GenBank genome assembly.
GCACAACCAUUGAAGAAGCUCACAACUUGAGUCAUAUGACAACUGAAGUGCUUUAAGGGAAACUUCUCACUCAUGAGAUGGCUAUGAAGGACUAUGAUAGUGAGGAGGACAAUAAAAAGAAAAAGACCAUUGCACUCAAGGCUACUCAACACAGUGAAGGUGAGGAGGAAGGUGACUUAGAUGAGGAUAUUGUGAUGCUCACCAAGAAAUUUAAAAAGUUCUUGAAGAAAGAAAAUUUCAAGAAGCAAGGAGGACUAAAAAGGAACAACAGAAGUGAUAAAUACAAGAGGGAUUCAAACAAGAAGGACAAAAUCAUAUGCUAUCGCUGUAAGAAGCCUGGACAUGUGAAGUUUGAAUGUCCUUUUGGCAAUGCGAAAAGUCUCAAAGCAAAAGAAAAAAAGAGUAAAAAAGCCCUGGUGACAACUUGGAGUGAUGACAGCUCAGACGAGGAAUCAAGUGACUCUGAAGUGGCAAACUUAUGUCUCAUGACCAAAGAAGAAGACACUCAAGAGGAAUACCUAAAGGUAAAAGAAACAAAGAAGAAAAGCAAGAGCAAAUGGAAUAAGGUUUGGACUCUUGUACCAAGACCCAACGAUCAUCCUACCAUUGGGACAAAAUGGGUCUUUAGAAACAAACUUGAUGAGAAUGGUGAUGUGAUAAGGAAUAAAGCCAGGUUAGUUGCUAAAGGAUAUAGCCAAGAGGAAGGAAUUGACUAUGAUGAAACAUAUGCACCUGUAGCAAGAUUGGAAGCAAUUCGAAUGUUAUGCGCAUUUGCAGCUCACAUGAAUAUAAAACUUUAUCAAAUGGAUGUAAAAAGUGCAUUCCUCAAUGGUUACAUCAAGGAAGAAGUAUAUGUGGAACAACCACCUGCAUUUGAAGAUCCUCACUAUCCAGAUCAUGUGUACAAACUUUCUAAAACACUUUAUGGACUCAAGCAAGCUCCACGAGCAUGCUAUGAAAGGUUAAGUGGUUUUCUCAUUGAAAAAGGGUUCAAAAGAGGUAAAGUUGACACUACACUAUUUAUUAAACAUGAGCAAUCUGACAUGCUUAUAGCGCAAAUUUAUGUUGAUGAUAUAAUUUUUGGUUAUACUAAUGAGGUUUUUUGUGAGAAAUUCUCUAAAGUAAUACAGGGUAGGUUUGAAAUAAGUAUGAUGGGAGAACUCAAUUUCUUCCUUGGAUUACAAAUCAAGCAAACCAAAGACAGCAUAUUCAUCCAUCAAGCAAAGUACACAAAGGAAUUGCUCAAGAAAUUUGGGAUGAAUAACUCCAAGAUAGCAAGCACUCCAAUGAGUACAACUCUUAAGCUUGAUAAGGAUGAACAAGGUAAGGAUUUUGAUAAAAAACUGUAUAAAAGCAUGAUAGGCUCUUUGCUAUACUUAACUGCAUCUAGACCUGUCAUCAUAUUUAGUGGCACUACUUGUAUGGGUUUAUGGUACGUCAAAGGAAUGACAUUUGAUCUCUUAGGCUAUUCUAAUGUCGACUUUGCUGGUUGCAAAGUGGAUAGGAAAAGCACAAGUGGAUCGUGUGAAUUUCUUGCUCGUAGAGUUCUUUUUGGGAGACAAACUGAUGAUGAUUUUCUCAUUGGUAUGGAGUUUCCUUUUCUUGCUUAUUUUGAAGAAUGGCAGUGGGAAAAAUUUCUAAGCUUGAAUAGGCCAUAUUAUCGAUUUCUUAGCAAAAUAUUUUAUUUUAAUAUGAUGCCCCAAGGACAUGAUAAGGAUUACAAAUUUUCAACUUAUGUGAGGGGUAAAAACAUUGAAGUGAAUCCGGGGAAGAUCAGUAGAAUUAUAGUCAGAACAGUAGGCAGUGAAACUUUUGUUGAAGAUAAGCAAUUCAAUUUUGUUGAGGCCUCUAGAGUUGUCUUUCAAGAUAAAUCCUUAGCUUGUGAACGCUUUGACACUAAUAGAUUGCCAUUGCACAUGAGAUUGCUGCAUUUGAUUAUCACUCAUACCAUCACCCCAAGAAGUGGGAAACACUCCUCCAUCACUCAUGAGGAUCUUUGGUUGAUGUAUCGAAUUGUUACUAAAAAUCCACCCAACUUGAGUAAGGUUAUAAUCGGGCACAUGAAAACCAUUAUAAAAACAGAUGAUGGUGCUGCAUUGCCAUAUGGGAAUCUAGUGACUAAGCUUCUGAACUUGGAAAUAGGAGACAUCAAUGAAGAAAAAUCUCAUCCUAUUGGUAACAAAAUUGGUGCUACUUCUGUUAGGUUGAUAGGCUUUAUGCAGGAUGAAUCUGGACAGUGGAUCAGAAAAACAGAACUAAGGGACACUUCUAGAAGACCAGAAUCUCUGAAGGAGGCUGAACCAAAGACAAACUUGUUGUCAAAAGUGCUGAAAGAGGGGGAGAAGGAGUCAAAUGUGCAAAUUCAAGAUUCAAGCUUCAAAGCACAAGUGAACUAGUGCAUGGACUAAGGAGAGAGAUAUGCAUGGAUUAAGGGGGAGAUUUUCUUAAACUUAAUCUCUUUAUGCAUAUUUUCUUUGAAAGUUGAUAUUUUAUGCAUUGCUUGUUUUAGAUGUGCACAUUUGGUUUUGUCAUCUCAUAAAGGGAGAGAAUGUUAUUCUUGAUUUUGAUGAUUUAAAAAAACCAAAUGUGGAUUAGAAUAUUUAUUUUAUUUGCCAGUAAAUUAGGAUAUGUUAU